Moneuplotes crassus is the source of this 2233-nucleotide messenger RNA. NCBI's taxonomy places the organism in Eukaryota, Ciliophora, Spirotrichea, Euplotida, Euplotidae. The record is from the annotation of a GenBank genome assembly.
UGAACCGAAAUCGCUCAAAAAUCUUCUCUAACCCAAUGAAUCUGCCAAUCCUGACCAACAACAUCACUCAAAGCAGUAAUAUCUCAAGUAACUCCGUCCGGACUGCCAAAGGCCAAGAGACGAACAACCUGCAUAAAUAGUUUCACGAUUACCAAGACUCUUUAAGAACCAGGUGACUCAGAAAGAAAUGACUUCACUAUGUCCAAGUGAGGAUAAGGGAGAGGGCAAGAGACUUCUGAUGGUUAAACAGAAUACUGAUUACCUUAUUGCUAGACAACUCUCAGGUGAGAUGGAGUCCACCAUUUUUAAAAUCCAGCCUGGCAGCCGAGCGUCUAAUUAUGACAUUACGAGCCGAAGAAGUUCUGAAGUCAUUAGAAAUCCCAGUGAUAGCAACAAGUUGCUAUAUUUUGGCGGAAAUUUCCAAGAUAAUCAACAGUGAAAUGAAGAUAAAGGGUUUCAAGUGAUCUCCCCCAUAGGUGAGCAUAUCACUGAUGAAGAUGAGUCUAGCCGCUUCGCAAGUAAUUUCGGCACUUCUAAAUAAAAACAGAAAAGGCGUACCUACCUUUUGAGAUGCAGUUGAGAACCAGGAUUUGCGAAAACAGAGCAGUGCUGAUGAUUCCCCGAUGCCAUUUGCACUAGCGAUUAAUAACGAUGACAUGCAGGAUAACCAAAGUUAUCUAAAAUAAGAAAACAUCCGACUUUAUGGGGAAGCAGGAAAGUUUGAGCGAGUCUUCUUCUUUUAAUAAUAGCUCCGAAAGCGAUGAGACUGAAGAAGCUGAAGACUUUGCUAAUUCAGUCAAUUACAACAUUAACGUUCAAAGUUCCAAAGGGACUAACAUCUCUAAGGAGAAAAUAGUGCCCAUCAGUAAGAUAAAGAUGUUCAAAAGAUCUCAGACCAAGAUUUCUAAGCCUGGAAAGAGUUCACUGGAGAAAAAAGAUAUAGUAGGUAUUCUUAAGAAAACUGCAAGAAACAGGACCAAUAAUGACAAUAAUUCAACAAUCAAAUCACAAAAAUAAGAGUAUUUUCCUUAACACAAGAGAGCUCAAGAGUAGAGGGUCUACAGAUAAUGGCAUCAUUGUCCACCAAGUUGGUUCUUUCGCUUCUAACCACAAGCUAAAGUCCAUUAAACCUAAAAAGCCCAAGCCAUGCUAUGGAAACUCAGUGAAUUUAUUCAAAGUAGCCAGAGACUUACAUAAGUCAAUGGAUGAACAUUUGAAAACCCGAGGAUCGGCCUCAAAUUUACAUCCCAGAAAUGAGCUGAUAAAUCACGGAAAAUAAGGAGUUAUUAAAAAUAAUCAAGAAGCAUCGCUGGGGCUCAAAUUCUGCUCUGAGGAGAUCAAGAGUCAAUACCAGUGUGAAUUUACUCAAAUUAGCCAAAGACGUUUCAACUGGAUCGAUUCAGAAUAUUAAGAUGAACCUGAACAGAUCAAUGCCACGAUUAAUCAUGAAGCAGGGUAGCUCAGAAAUAAAAACCAAGAGAUCUAAGCCUAUUGUCAAUAGUGGGCUUAGGAAUGUGAAUACCCCACAACAUAUUUCAUAUGCAGCAAAUACUCCACUUAAAUCACGGCUUAUGAACUCAAGGAAAUAUUCUUCUAAAUUUUCUGAGUUUUGCAAAUUUCAAGACCAUCAGAACAUGGCUUCUAGAAUGAUUGACGAAGAAAGUAAAGGGACAGGGGAACAGAGUUAUUGACCUAAGCGCAACUACAGCUCUAUUGCCCUAGACCACCCUCUUGGGUACGGUUGGGACAGGGAUAUACCAGAAUAUGGAGAUGAUGAUCAAACUCUUGAAAUAUCAGUAAAUGCUUCUACAUACCUAGGAUUUGAUACUCACAAAGCUAGAGAAACUUAUCAAAAUAGGCUAAACGGUCCUAUUAUGCAUGAUACUUGGAAAGGACUUAAUCCAAACAGAUUUGUCAGUGCUUUUCAAGACCAGGUUGUUCACAACAAUCAGACUAAUAUCUCAAAUUCUACAAUUAUUAAUGAAGGAAAUGGAGCACUGAAAGAGAAUGACUUAGAAAGCGAUAUAAUAUGUACAGAAAAGUUACCAAUUUCUCUGGAAAACUCCAAUAAUCAUCAUGAUCACUUGUAUUACGCUGGCAAGCCUCCAAAAUAACUCGUUAAAAUAAAAUUUCUUCUGAACAAAUCCCUUCUUCAGGCAGUAUUUUCAAAAUAACACAGAUUCAAACUCCCAAGGACUUGUAGUAAUGUGCACAAAAAUAAAGAAAAAUAUGG